ACCGCUUCCGUCUUUCUCGACGCCACCUCUUCCAAUCACCAACCGAUCUCUCUCUCUCUCUCUCUCUCUCUCUACAUAUAAAGCUUCAUUUGUCUCUGGAUUUGAACAUCCAAUCGCUCGCAAAUCUCGGAAAUACCGCUCCCUUCCCCCCCCCCUCUCUCUCUCUCUCUCUCUCUCUCUCUCUAGAUGAUCCUUCCUCUGUCCAGUUCCUCUGUCGCCGCCGCGCUCCGCCGCGUCCCCGCCGGCUCCGGCACCUCGCCGACGAUCUGACUCGACUCUCGGGAUAAGUUCUUCCCACAUGCAUCCUUUCUGCUGCGUCACCACGGUCUCCGAUCAGCAAGCCCCGGCCGCCCUGCCCUCUCACUUCCCCAUGGCCGCCGGCGCCGGCGCCGGCCCAGGCCAGGCCAGGCCCGAUCCGCCCGCGCGAUCCGCCGACCACGCCCGCGUCGAUAACCGCCCCAACGGCGAGCACCGGGGGGGUCACCGGCCGAGCGUGGCCCCCGCCGCCGCCACCGCCGGGGCUGCCGCGGCGCCUGGGGCGGUGGCGCGGGCGGCGUCCGCGAGGGAGGAGCCGGCGGUGGACGUGAAGAUACACGACAUCGUGGGGAACGGGAUAUCGGGGAUACUGUACAAGUGGGUGAAUUACGGCAAGGGAUGGAGGAAGAGGUGGUUUGUGCUGCAAGACGGCGUGUUGUCGUAUUAUAAGAUCCAUGGCCCUGAUAAGAUCGUCGUUAAUCAAGAGACCGAGAAAGGAUCGAAAGUUAUUGGUGAGGAAUCCUUGAGGAGGAUCUCUCGGCCGUCGACGGCGGGGCCAUCGCAGCUUCGGCGCAAGCCCGUCGGUGAAGUCCAUCUCAAGGUCUCAUCCAUCCGCGAAAGCAGAUCGGAUGACAGGAGGUUUUCAAUAUUUACUGGAACAAAGAGGCUACAUUUAAGAGCAGAGACUCGAGAAGAUCGACUUGCUUGGAUGGAAGCACUGCAGGCUGUCAAGGACAUGUUCCCUCGAAUGUCUAACAGUGAGCUCAUGGCCCCGAUGGAUAAUGCAAUUGUUUCCACAGAAAAGUUGAGACAACAUCUUCAGGAAGAGGGUGUUCGUGAAGAUUUAAUCCAGGAAUGUGAACAGAUCAUGAGGAACGAAGCUGCAGCUACGCACAAUCAGGUGUUGCUUCUCAAGCAGAAGCAGUGGCUACUAAUUGACACUCUCCGGCAGUUAGAGACAGAAAAAGUUGAUCUGGAGAACACAGUCGUUGAUGAGAGCCAAAGACAGUGGAAUGGUCACGAGGCUUCUUCUUUGAGGCAAAAUAAUUCCAGUGCAGAGGCAAGUGCAAGCGAAUCUGAUGAUGAUAAUGAAAGAGCAGAUGCUGCAGAAGAAGAAACAGAGGAUGAGGACAAUGCCUUCUUUGAUACUCGGGAUUUUUUGUCAUCUAGUUCUUUCAAGAGUAGUGGGUCUGAUUUGCACAGAUCGUCUUCUUCAGACGAUGAACGCCUCCGCAUUGCUGAAUCUGAAGAUGAUAUUGAUCCUUCUAUAAGAUCAGCCGGGUUGAAUUUUCCAUAUGUCAAGCGACGCAAGAAAUUGCCUGAUCCUGCUGAGACAGAGAAGGGUGUCAGUCUUUGGUCUAUGAUAAAGGAUAACAUAGGGAAGGACCUCACGAAAGUCUGUCUUCCCGUUUACUUCAAUGAGCCUCUUUCUUCUUUACAGAAAUGCUGUGAGGAUUUGGAAUAUUCUUAUCUCAUUGACCGGGCAAAUGAAUGGGGGAAGAAGGGUAACAGCCUUAUGAGGAUACUUAAUGUGGCUGCUUUUGCCGUAUCUGGAUAUUCUUCAACUGAAGGAAGAAUUUGCAAGCCGUUUAACCCAUUAUUAGGGGAAACAUAUGAGGCUGAGUAUUUAGAUAAAGGCUUUCGUUUCUUCUCAGAGAAGGUCAGCCAUCAUCCCAUGAUUGUCGCAUGUCACUGUGAGGGUACUGGCUGGAAAUUCUGGGGAGAUAGUAAUUUGAAAAGUAAAUUCUGGGGUCGUUCAAUACAGGUUGAUCCCGAUGGUGUUUUGACCUUGCAAUUUGAUGACGGUGAAGUUUUCCAGUGGAGUAAGGUGACAACAUCCAUAUACAAUCUCAUAUUGGGAAAACUUUAUUGUGACCAUUAUGGAACUAUGCGCAUACAAGGCAAUCAUGACUAUUCAUGUAAGUUGAAAUUCAAGGAGCAGUCUAUCAUCGACAGAAAUCCUCACCAGGUACAUGGUAUAGUUCAAGAUAAGAGUGGGAAGACGGUGGCAACUUUAUUUGGAAAAUGGGAUGAAAGCAUGCAUUAUGUAAUUGGAGACUGCUCUAGGAUGGGGAAAGGAUCUGACUCGUUAUCUGAAGCACGCCUACUAUGGAAACGUAGCAAGCCUCCUAAAUAUCCUACAAGAUACAACUUAACGCGCUUUGCCAUAACACUGAAUGAGCUUACCCCUGGGCUCAAGGAGAAGUUGCCACCUACUGACUCAAGGCUUAGACCUGAUCAGAGAUAUUUGGAGAAUGGGGAGUAUGAAAUGGCAAAUUCAGAGAAGUUGAGGCUUGAGCAGCGUCAACGGCAGGCUCGGAAGAUGCAAGAGAGGGGCUGGAAACCACAGUGGUUUGAGAAGGACAAGGCAACUGAUACCUACAAGUACAUUGGUGGGUAUUGGGAGGCGAGAGAGCGUGGAAUUUGGGAAUCGAGUCUCGAUAUCUUUGGCCAAGUUCCUUCAGAGCAACUAGAAUAAGAGCUCGCUCCACGCCACGCCACGCCACACCCCCCACCUCGUCUCUUCUUCAAGUCGUUGAUUCUUUCUCAAGUUUUCUAAAUGGCUGUCAAUUGACAACUCUGAACAACAGUUUUUUGGUCCAUGUGAGUGCAUGAGGUUAGAAGCUAACAAAAGAAAGCAGCGAAGACUAUUAUGCCAUAGUGAUUUUUACCAUGCCAAGAAAGAAGCUCUUGAUUUUUAGUUUGAGAUUUUAUCAAGCCUCUGCUAGUUGAUUGGUUGCUCAACAUCCAUUCGAUGCCCUUCCAACUAAUGUUUGCCUUUGGAGUUGUCCAUUGUAACUCCUCCGUUUCUUUCUUCUUUUUUUCUUUUUCCUUGUUACUGUUUUUCAUGUAAAGUGCGACCUUUUCUCUCCCUAUCGGUUUCCUCAAUUCAUAUCGCUGCUAUGUAUGUACGAUUUUUUUCUACAAAUAGUACUAUAAAUAGAGAGAGGAACAAGGACAGGUUUAUUGGUGGAUGUUAACUUGAAAAAUACAGCAUUUUGUUUA
Messenger RNA from Eucalyptus grandis, 3261 nucleotides. Its product is annotated as oxysterol-binding protein-related protein 1C. The record is from RefSeq and is a predicted model, not a curated record. NCBI's taxonomy places the organism in Eukaryota, Viridiplantae, Streptophyta, Magnoliopsida, Myrtales, Myrtaceae. The transcript has 10 exons. Bases 299 to 2734 code for a protein of 811 amino acids. Gene Ontology annotation, cellular component: intracellular membrane-bounded organelle; cytosol; membrane. Gene Ontology annotation, molecular function: sterol binding.